Phragmites australis (common reed) is the source of this 3794-nucleotide messenger RNA. RefSeq names its product receptor protein-tyrosine kinase CEPR2-like. Gene Ontology annotation, molecular function: ATP binding; protein binding; protein kinase activity. NCBI's taxonomy places the organism in Eukaryota, Viridiplantae, Streptophyta, Magnoliopsida, Poales, Poaceae. Bases 671 to 3571 code for a protein of 966 amino acids. Gene Ontology annotation, cellular component: plasma membrane. The transcript has 3 exons. Gene Ontology annotation, biological process: hormone-mediated signaling pathway; protein phosphorylation. The record is from RefSeq and is a predicted model, not a curated record.
UGAAGUUGCCUUUCAGAGCCACCAGCAACCAAGGGAAGGAGCACCGAGGAGUCAGAGAAACGGGGGGCCGCAUGCGAAGCCAAUUGCCACGCUGAAACGGCAGUCCCGCAAGCAACAGCCUCGCCUCCGGUCCCGUUUGUCCCAUCACCGGCCACCAAUUUGAAACUGCCUCUUGCCUAUCUCCAUGGCCACCAUGUAGCUCUGCACAUCCCGUGAGCAGUAGUGGUUGUGGUCGUAGCAGUAUAUCACCGCUGAAGCCUCCCCACAGGAGUCAAACCCGUAACACCCAGUUGUUGCUACUACGAGCUAAUAAGCUCGCUGGUUAACUCUCCCAGCGCUGCUUCCUCUCCACUGAACCUCUCCUCGUCCAAACUGAAACUGAACCAGGCAGCCUUCUCCAAGCUCUCUCCUCUUGACUUCCAUGCUUGCUUGAUUGUCACUUCAUUGGUUGCUCUUCUGCUUGCUGCUGCUCGUUGCGCAUGCUCAUCGCUUGGUGAGAUCGAAGAAUCGGGUGAAGUAAAGGGAAGGCAGAGGCAGAGGAAGCUGACCAAGAACAACAGGACCAGAGGCAGAGGAAGGUGCUGCAAGGUCAUCUGAAGCAAGCACCAGGACAGCACUAAAGAUCCAUGCAAUCAACUUCUUCAGAGAUCUGCCAACACCAUUCCCUGCAAUGAGAAGGCAAAUCCUCGCCUGCCUCCUUCUCACCAUACUCCUCUCCCUCUUCCUGAACUCGAGCUGCCAAAUCGACCCCCAAACACAAGCUCUCCUUCAAUUCAAAGCCAGCCUGAACGAUCCUCUGAACCACCUCGAGUCAUGGACGAACGCCACCUCGCCGUGCCGCUUCUUCGGCGUCCGGUGCGAUGAGGGCUCCGGCACUGUCGUCGAGAUCUCGCUGUCUAACAUCAACCUCUCCGGCGGGAUCUCGCCGUCCGUCGCUUCCUUGCACGGCCUGACGCGGCUGGAGCUCGACUCCAACUCGUUGUCAGGACCAGUGCCACCGGAGCUGAGCAAAUGCACUCGGCUACAGUUCUUGAACCUGUCCUGCAACAGCCUCACCGGGGAGCUUCCGGACCUGUCGGCGCUGACGGUGCUGGAGGCCCUCGACGUCGCGAGCAAUGACUUCACCGGGCGGUUCCCAGGGUGGGUUGGCAACCUGUCUAGCCUGGUCACGCUCAGCGUCGGCAUGAACGGCUAUGUCCAAGGGGAGACGCCGUCGAGCAUUGGGAACCUCAAGAACCUGACGUAUCUCUACUUGGCAAGUUCCGGCUUGACAGGGGUGAUACCUGAUUCCAUCUUCUGGCUCACUGCACUGGAGACGCUGGACAUGUCCAUGAACAGCCUCGGCGGCAAGAUCCCGGUGGCCAUCGGCAACCUCCGGAACUUGUGUAAGAUCGAGCUGUACAAGAAUAAUCUCAUCGGCGAGCUUCCGGCGGAGCUGGGGAAGCUGACUGGGCUCCGGGAGAUCGACGUGUCCCGGAACCAGCUCAGCGGCGGAAUCCCGGCGGCGUUCGCCGCGCUCAAGGGCUUCACGGUGAUCCAGCUCUACCACAACAACCUGACCGGGGCGAUCCCGGAGGAGUGGGGCGAGUUGCGAUUCCUGACGAGCUUCUCCAUCUACGAGAACCGGUUCUCCGGCGAGUUCCCAGCGAACUUUGGUCGGUUCUCGCCUCUCAACAGCGUCGACAUCUCAGAGAACGGCUUCACCGGGCCGUUCCCGAGGUACUUAUGCCAUGGGAAGAACCUCCAGUACCUUCUUGCUCUUCAGAACGGCUUCUCCGGCGGGUUCCCAGAGGAGUACUCGGCUUGCAAGAGCCUGCAAAGAUUCCGGAUCAACAAGAACCAGUUCACCGGCAGCCUUCCAGAAGCGCUGUGGGGGCUUCCUGUGGCGACCAUCAUCGACGUAUCCGACAACGGGUUCAGCGGAAGCAUGCCACCGCUGAUCGGCGAGGCGCAGAGCCUGAACCAGCUGUGGGUUCAGAACAAUCGGCUCGGUGGGACGAUACCGGCGGAGAUCGGCCGGCUCGGGCAGCUGCAGAAGCUCUACCUGUCCAACAACUCGUUCUCGGGCUGGAUACCGUCGGAGAUCGGGAGCCUGUCGCAGUUGACGGAACUGCACCUGGAGGACAACGAGUUGAGCGGCCCGUUGCCGGCCGACAUCGGCGGCUGCAUCAGGCUCGUCGAGAUCGACGUCUCCCGAAACGCGCUAACAGGGACGAUCCCCGCCUCUCUGUCGCUGCUGUUGUCGCUCAACUCGCUGAACCUGUCGCGCAAUGAGCUCACCGGGACAAUUCCGACGAGCCUCCAGGUGCUCAAGCUGAGCUCCAUCGACUUCUCCUCGAACCGGCUGACUGGUAACGUGCCAACGGGGCUACUGGUGAUCACCGGUGACAAUGCGUUUGCGGGGAACCCCGGCCUCUGCGUCCACGGCAGGUCCGAGCUCGGCGUCUGCAAUGUGGACGGCGGCCACAGGGACAGCCUCACCAGGAAGUCGAUUGUCCUCGUGCCGGUCCUCGUCUCGGCAACUAUGCUGCUCGUGGCUGGAAUUCUGUUCGUGAGCUACAGGAGCUUCAAGCUCGAGGAGUUCAAGAAGAGGGACCUGGAGCACGGGGACGGGUGCGACCAGUGGAAGCUGGAGUCGUUCCACCCGCUGGAGCUGGACGCCAACGAGAUAUGCGGCGUCCGGGAGGAGAACCUGAUCGGCUCCGGAGGCACGGGGCGCGUGUUCCGGCUGGAGCUCAAGGGCCGCGGCGGUGGCGUGGUUGCCGUGAAGCGGCUGUGGAAGGGCAACGCGGCGCGGGUGAUGGCCGCCGAGAUGGCCAUCCUGGGAAAGGUCCGGCACCGGAACAUUCUCAAGCUGCACGCGUGCCUGUCGCGCGGCGAGCUCAACUUCAUCGUCUACGAGUACAUGCCGCGGGGCAACCUGCACCAGGCGCUCCGGCGGGAGGUCAAGGGCGGAGGCGGCCGCCCCGAGUUGGUCUGGCCGCUGCGGUGCAAGAUAGCGCUUGGCGCGGCCAAGGGGCUCAUGUACCUCCACCACGACUGCACACCGGCCAUCAUCCACCGCGACAUCAAGUCAACGAACAUCCUGCUCGACGAGGACUACGAGGCCAAGAUCGCCGACUUCGGCAUCGCCAAGGUCGCCGAGAACUCCUCCGACUCCGAGUUCAGCUGCUUCGCCGGAACCCAUGGCUACCUCGCCCCCGAGCUGGCCUACUCGCUCAAAGUGACGGAGAAGACGGACGUGUACAGCUUCGGCGUCGUGCUGCUGGAGCUGGUCACCGGCCGGAACCCGAUCGACCCGCGCUUCGGCGAGGACAAGGACAUCGUCUUCUGGCUAUCGAGCAAGCUCGCCUCAGAGAGCCUCGACGACGUCCUUGACCCGCGCGUCGCGCUGUCGGCCAGGGACGACAUGCUAAAGGUCCUCAAGAUCGCCGUGCUCUGCACCGCCAAGCUACCGGCGGGGCGGCCGACCAUGAGGGACGUGGUGAAGAUGCUCAACGACGCCACCGGGGCCGGGCCCUGCAGCCCGCGCGGCCAGCCGCCGUCGAGGAGCUGCAGCAACAAGAGCUGAUGCUGAAUUUUAGAGCAGGCCCUGCCUCGUGCCACCCACGGAUUCCUCUGCUUCUGCAUUGAACUCCUGGUGCGAUCUUUGCUGUGUAUUAGGACCAUAGGAUCAUGCAUGUAUCUGCAGGUAUUUUGUAUAAUCAUUAUAACUGAAGUAGCCCAUUUUAAAUCUAGCAUAUUAUUUGUCGAAUAUCUAACUAUAGGUAUAUAUAUAUAAUGAGUUUAUAUAA